AUGAGUGAGCACACCACGCCCGCCGGCAAGCGAGGGAGCAACUCGAAGCGCGCACGAACGUCGUCAUCCCGCGCCUCGCGCGUGGGCACCGGCACGCCGCACGUCCUCGAGGAGGCGACGGGCGAUUUCAGCGCCGACUACAUCACGGUGGGCGUGCUCGGGCGCGGCUCCUUUGCCGAGGUGAACCUGCUGCGCCACCGCGUCUCUGGCGAGCUCUUCGUGCUCAAGACGUGCUGCAAGCUCGACGCGCCGUCGUACUCCCACCUGCGCGCCGAGGCGACGGCGAUGGCGGCGUUCCGGUCAGCCGACGCGCCGCACCCGCUCCUCGUCUGCCCGCUGGCGUGCUCGAACCCGCCCGGCCGAUCUGCAAACUACUCGCUGCUCAUGCCGCUCUGCCCGGGCGGGGACCUGCUGCAGCUGCUGCGCAGGCAAAACACAGCCAGCAGCGCAGCUAUCGCCUCGCCCAGACUUCGAGACCCUCCCUCUAGCGGACCACUCGCCUUAUUGCCCGAGAUUACCCGAGAUUACCCGAGACCAGGCUACCUCGCCCUCUCCGACUUUGGGUUUGCGUGCCGAGAAGCGGAGUGCGGCAAGCUGCGCGUGGGCACCGCAAACUACCAGGCGCCACAUCUCGGCUCAUCUCAGCUCAUCUCGGCUCAUCUCGGCUCAUCUCGGCUCAUCUCGCUGGUCAUCUCGCUGGUUGUGCGAAAGGCAAGGCACGGCAAGGCGGCGGUCGACUGGUGGGCGCUCGGCGUGAUGCUGGUCGAGAUGCUGGCGGGUGAGCUCCCGUUUGCACCGCCGCGCGAGGAGGGGGAGGGCGGCGGCGCGAAGGAGUGUGACGCGGCCGUGCGGGCGGCGAGUUGGAUGGCGGAGUUGGACUGGGCCGCGCUCGAGGCGCACUCGCUCCCGCCGCCGCACGUGCCGCCGCCGCUCGACGCCGACGCUGACGUCGCGCUCUGCGAGCUCACCAAGCGCUGCCAGUCGGGGUUCGACUGA
Emiliania huxleyi CCMP1516 is the source of this 996-nucleotide messenger RNA. RefSeq lists its product as hypothetical. Gene Ontology annotation, biological process: peptidyl-serine phosphorylation; intracellular signal transduction. Bases 1 to 996 code for a protein of 331 amino acids. The transcript is spliced from 5 exons. Lineage: Eukaryota; Haptophyta; Isochrysidales; Noelaerhabdaceae. The record is from RefSeq and is a predicted model, not a curated record. Gene Ontology annotation, molecular function: protein serine/threonine kinase activity; ATP binding.